AGCGUCAGAUCGCAAGCGGACGCGAGUGUGCGCGCGUCAGCUCCGUGUGUCUUUGCUUCUUUCGAAGUUUCUUUCCAUUAUCGCCGAUCCGUUUUCGUUCGGUUUCAUUCGGCUCCGUUCCGUUUCGGUCCGUCCAAUCGGGGGUAGACGAUCCUCGAGCGACGAUGCCGAACCGAAUCGGUUGCACGAGGUCGCGCGUGUAAUCGGUAGCCGCUACGCCUUCGUCACGCUCGUGCAUCCUCGAAAACACAGCCGAUCUAACCUGGUAUCCUGCUCCCGUUCCCCCUCCCUCGCCCUUACAAAUACCAACAGCGAGCCUUCAUCGACCCCUCUUCCUUUUUCCUACCCGUCCUUCCUUCCUUCCUUCCUUCCUUCCUUCCGUCCUGAAGUGUCAGUCCCUUUUCGUGUCGCGGUGUGCGCGCAUUACCAUCGUACCGUGCACGACACUGGCUAGCCACGUAUACGCGUACGCGUGCGCCGCGUCGUCCGCUCGUAAACUUUCCGCGUUUUUUCUCCUCUGUGCUGUUGAGUGCCAGUCUACCGCGACCACCACCUACCGAGACACGUUGGUGAUAAAAAAAACACGCGUCCAUGUCAAUCAUCGAGGAUCCGCGUGUGCUCCUUGUACCUUGGUGACAGCACGACGCCGACAACGACGACGGUGAUAAUUUAAACUGAGGUGCUGUCUGUGUGUCACUGGUUGCUGCUGCAAACUGGUUACUGUUUAUGUUUCGGUGGACAAAGGAUUUAAACCAAAGACAUGGACACGUAUUCGCGUGGCCGAGGUAACAGUGAUUCUACACGGUGUCGAUGAUCCCCAUCCCGAUUCAGAUCCCUAUUGACCGGUAAUCGUGCGGCACGACCGACGGAGUUGAUUUUAAUACGUCACGUGCAAUUCACGCCGCUCCGACAUCGACGCUGCCGCGUCGAGAGAAACGUGUAACGUGUCGCGCACGCGGCAAUUUGCUACUCAAGUUACGUUUUUUCAAUUGUCAACGCGAGAUUGGCGAGAAGCCGUCGUCGUGACGCGAAACGACGUGGUACUGUGGUAAACGCCGAGAGCCGUGCGUCCCGCUCUCUUCGCGUCGCGCUCGUAUUUUGGCAGCGUGUUUAGCUGCGGGGGUGUCUCUCGUGUUGUGGGCGACCGCACUGCGGUAAAACAGCCAAAAUUCGGGUGAAGAACAGAGAACCGUUACCAUCCUACGCGAUGGAGAUGAGCGACGAGUACCAAGAUAUGGGAAAUCCUGGAGGAGGGGUCACGGUGGCCAACAUACCCAUGGCUCAUCAUCAGCACACACCUGACAGCCCAUUGUCGCACCAGGAGGAGGAUUUGUCGGAUCCAGACCUGCAGGACGAGGAGAGCGGGGAAGAGUUACCUCAGCAACCACUUCAGGGUAACACGCACUCCUCGUCGGAUAAUGCAUCGGUGCCGACUGGUACACCUACUCCAUUAACACACUUGAACAGUCUGAUGAGCACCCACCAUCCGCAUUUUCUGGCUAAACUGAAAAUGGAGCAAACCGAGGUAGACGCUUUGAACAACAAAAGCGGCCUGGAAGCACUUCAGGCAGCGAUGGGUGGCGGUGGUUUCAAUUUACCGUUCACGUUUCCGCCACCGACGGCCUUUUUAACGCCUCAACAACAGCAGCACUCGCAAAGCAGUCACUCGCAGCCAGCAUCGGCAAGCGGAAUCGGAAGUGGCUUGGUAGGAAACCAGAUAACGUCCUCGGCUAGCUCGCAUUCCAGCGAAUCGUCGCAAGGCAGCGCGAGGAACGGUGGCGAGCCUCGAGAGGGUAGCAAUCUUUCGCAGAACAACACGACGGGCACGAAUCAUCAGCAACAGACCAGCUGGAGCUUCGAAGAGCAGUUCAAACAGGUGCGUCAGCUGUACGAGAUCAACGACGACCCAAAGCGGAAAGAGUUUCUCGAUGAUUUGUUCAGUUACAUGCAGAAAAGAGGGACGCCGAUCAACAGACUACCAAUAAUGGCAAAGUCGGUACUGGAUCUUUACGAACUGUACAACCUGGUGAUCGCUAGGGGCGGCCUAGUCGACGUGAUCAAUAAGAAACUAUGGCAGGAAAUCAUCAAAGGCCUCCACCUGCCAUCGAGCAUCACUUCCGCCGCGUUCACUUUGCGCACCCAGUACAUGAAAUACCUGUAUCCGUACGAGUGCGAGAAGAAGCGGCUGUCGACACCGGCGGAAUUGCAGGCGGCGAUCGACGGAAAUCGACGGGAGGGACGUCGAAGUAGUUACGGGGCAUACGCGGCCGGCGGCGGCGCGGCAGGUGAGAGCCUGGUGCAAAGGAAUCCCCACACGCCAAACUCGCUCGCGUUGCACGCCCAAAUGUCCCCGCUGUCAUUGGUGACGGCGGUGGCAGCCGGCGGUCAACAUCACGGGCCGCAAUCUCUGGUGAACGGAAGCGCCGCGCACACGCCGUUGCCCCACCAUCCGCACCACCCGCAACACCCACAGGGAUCACUUGGACAGCCACCAAACGCCGGACCUAUUCCCGGAAUGGCACCAUCCGAGUUUGAGGCACGAAUGGUGGAAUAUGUGAAGCUGCUGAACAAGGAGCUAAGGAGCGCCGGGGCUGGUACACCACCGCCGAUGAUCCAUCGACAAGGAAGCGCCUCGCCACCGUCCUCCACUCCACCGAGAGACGCGGGUUUCAGUGCCCUCGAAAUGUCUAGACUCACCUUAUGGAACAUGUACAACAACAACACUUUGUAUCCAGGUGUUGGUCACCAGCCACCCUUGUCUCCUCAAGCCUCGCACUCGCCAGUACCUCCAGCUUCCAGUCCAGAACCUCAGAGAGAAGCUCUCGAUCUUGGACUCAGGUACGUACUGCAAUUCCAGAACAACAAGCAUCCGUCGUCGCCCGUGUCUUCCUCCCCUGCCAGACAAAGCUCACCCUCGUCAGGUGGUAGUUUACAGGUGAAAAGGGAUCCGGAACUGAUUGGCACUACCGGACCACCGCCAGCGAAACGGUUGCUCGCAGACGACGACAGCCCCAUGGAGAAGCACCCUACUGCCUCCGUAGGCACGCACAUUAAGAUCUCCAAUCGAGGGGAUGGAAGGAACGGUGAUAAUUCCCUAGUAGUCAGUAUGGAGUUGAACGGUGUGAUGUACCAAGGUGUUCUUUUCGCCCAAAGCGACAGCAGGACCACGGCCAGUACAGCAGCAACAAAUAACAGCAGCAACAGUAACAGUCACAGUAAAGCGUCGCGAAGCGUGGUCUCGUGAAUGACAAAUAACAAAACGUACCACCUCCUUCCUACGACAUAUUACAUAAUAAUCAAUCAUCAUAGCGAAAUCGGCCUCCCUUCCGACAUUUUAUAUAUAAAGCAUUUUAAAUCAGCACGUGUACAUUUCUUUUUACUACGACUAAUUAAAUUCGAUCGAUGAUCACCAUCGGGGGUUUUUUCUCUAUCGUGAUAGAGUAAGUUGUAUCUAACACGCGUAUCAUUCUGAGGUAAAAACGUGUGUCCCAAGUUCGGGAGAUCAAAAGAAUAACGCUGAGAGUGAUCGAGAAUAAAGCAUCCCCUUAGUCAUAGCUGUUAGAAUACAAAACAAUAGCGAAAGAUAAGAUAAUUAGUAUAUAUAUAUAUAUAUAUAGUACUCGCGACAGUAAAUGGUAUGAAUAGCAAAUAGGGAAGAAACUUGCGACCUUUUGCUGAUCUCUAAGAAUAUAGAUUGUCAGGAAACGGAUGAAACGUGGCAGUUUUGAUGAUCUAUAGGAUCCGCGAGGAUACGCGUGAUAGGGGAUGAAACUGUUUUUAUUGUUCAUAGCUCGAAGGUUAGCCAAAAAGACUGUUACAUAGGACGAAUAUUAUAUAUUAUGGUAGAAAUAAUUUCUUAUUAUUGGUUAUUAAAGAACGAUAUUAACGUCAUCGUCAAUAUAUAUAUAUAUAUAAAAAUAUAUAAUUAUAUUAUGACUAUAUUACCGCUAUUCCUAUCAUUACUAUUAGUAUUAUCGCAGCUAUUUACUAUUAUCACCUUGUUAUGACGAGAUAUAGCGAGUAACGGUUCUAAUAAUGGUAAGAAGAAAAAAAAAACAGAAAAAUACAUGAAAAAAAGAUAAAAAAUUCACGUGAAAAGUGAUUCCCUGUUGCUCUCCCGUUUUCUCGCUAAGCUAAGCUCGUAGUUCGUUCUUAAUCGUGACGUUUAAGGAUAAAAGUAAUUCCAUAAAAAUCUCUGGGAAUUAACGAUGUUUAUACGCAGUUUGCUUUUUUCAGACAGCUGUUCGACAUUUUCUUUGCAAGUGGUGCUAAGUUUGUUCAUUUUUGUUUUUUACUUUUGAUCGAUAACGAAACGUGAAAAUUUUAAUGAACAAAAGUUUGACGAAAAGAGAUACGCAAUGUUAUUGUCGAAAAUGUAACGUGUGAAAGGAAACUCACAGCACUAAGCAAUGUUAGAUUUUUCAAUUGUGAUUUUGAUAGCUUAUGAGACAAUCGAUGAUGUUUAAUGAAUCACGCGUUAGCGUUACCAUUGUAGGUAUUAAUAAUUUUCUUGAUCAAUACCGAAACAAAGGUGCACCACACACUUAUAAGCAUAAUAUUGUAAUAAUUAUUAUAAAUGUUGUAUAUAUUAAUACAUGAUAUUAUUGAAGAAAAAAAACACAAAACAUUGAGACACGUAACUAUUAUAGUCUCCAUAAGUAGCAAUUUAGUUAUCUGUAAAUCCAUGUAAACGAAUCCACGAAUAUCAUAACGAAUAAAAUCGGCAUUACUUUUAUAUCGAUAGUCCUGCUAUCUCGUUAAGGGUCCACACUUUUAAUAAUUCAUUUAAGGAUUUCUCGUCGCGUUUGUAAUUGUUAUCGUUCAGUUUGACUGAAAUUUUAUAAUUUUCUACACCCCCGAUAUGCCCGACAAACAUAAAUGAUCAAUUUUAUUAA
Molecule: messenger RNA, 4895 nt
Organism: Osmia lignaria (orchard mason bee)
Lineage: Eukaryota; Metazoa; Arthropoda; Insecta; Hymenoptera; Megachilidae
Gene: retn
Product: retained
Biological process (GO): regulation of transcription by RNA polymerase II
Cellular component (GO): nucleus
Molecular function (GO): DNA binding
Source: RefSeq, a predicted model, not a curated record